This is a messenger RNA of Drosophila melanogaster (fruit fly), 2928 nucleotides long. RefSeq names its product testis-specific gamma-tubulin ring protein 128 (gene t-Grip128). Lineage: Eukaryota; Metazoa; Arthropoda; Insecta; Diptera; Drosophilidae. The transcript has a single exon. Bases 1 to 2928 code for a protein of 975 amino acids. The record is from RefSeq and is marked reviewed.
AUGCAAGAGGACGAGAGACAAAAAGUCAUAGAACGCAAUUUGCCGCAUUUGGUAAGUGUGCUACUAGGAUCUCCCAUCGAUGACAAAAAAAAUGACAAUGGCCAAGUUUCGGUGGAACCUGCCACCUUUGAUAAAUGCCUAACUUAUGCCAGGUGCCACAUAGCGGAUCCUAAUGUUGUGGACUGUGAUCCGGAUGCGGUGUGGGAUACUAUGAACCAGUUUUUGGAGCGCUUUCGCAUAGAAAAUCUAUCUGUGUUCGGGGAUACAUUUAAUCAGCUAGCCAAUGUGAUACUGAAUCAUCCAAUCUGUAUGAACCACAAGCAGCGGAACAUCCACUGGCGACUUCUAGACUUCGUGCUCUCUGUGAACUACAAGACCUUUGUUUCAAUCCGUCGCAACCUCCCCGAGAUGGAGCAGAAGCGAAAAAACAUCCUGGAGGCUCUCCAAAUGGCCACCGAAAGUUCCCAAGUCGAUCCCAAAGAUAAAAAUAAUACUAAAUGUGUAGCUGAUACUGAAGAUCAGUUGAUCCACAAAAAAAGUCAAAAGCCAAAGAGUCCGAGGAAAAAGCUUACUCCAGACCAGAUCCAGCGCCUCUGUGAUGAAAUAAGAGAUCUAACUUCCUCGAAAUAUGGUUCCUUGCAUACUGUACGAUCACAGAUACCAAUGGAACAAUCUAAGCCACUGGACACCUCGGACUACAACUACUCUAGGGAACUCAAUCUAGGCAAAGUGGCAGUAAAAGAAAAUUUUACCAUUAAAGGGGCCAAGAUGGAGCUGGAACUGAAUGUUGUUCAGAACAAGCCCUCCGCAGAGAAGCCCGCAUUAGUUGAUUUCUUUAAAAACGAAAGUGACAUGCUAUACCGGAUUCAGACAAACUGGUGGCAAGUGGAUAUUAGUGUGUACAAUCAGGCCCAUAUUUUAGCGAGCAAUUUCUGCCAAGGAUAUGCAGACAUUUUGAUUUUUCAGCUUUGGGAAAGCCAAGCCUCGAUACGAAAGUUAAGUGAGGAGCACCAGCUUUUAAGCGAACUAAUUGUCCUUUUCUUUGCAUCCGCAAAUUGUAGAAGCUUCAAAAUCUUGAAUGACAAUUGGGAAUUUAGGGCUGAUGAGCCUCUCACCUGUGCACUUAAACAAUUACAAGAAGGUCCUCAUCUGGGCGAGAUUAUAAAGUCUCUGAAGCAAAUGCGUCAUCUAAGGGAAUUGAUUGAGACGUAUGCGGUGAAGGGAAUAAGAUACGAUCGCUUGAAGACCCUUACUUUUUUCAGUGUAGCACUGCGACAACUUCUUCGACCUGUGAUUGAGUUUCUGGUUCAUUUCGAGAGGCGUUUAACAAGUGGUCUUGAACCUGCCACCCUGCAGCACUUUAUAGAGACAUCAAGAGGUCAUUUAGAAACGAUCAAGUUGUUGUAUGAGCUUUCCCAGAAUAAAAACCAAGAACUACAUUCUUUAAGAAGCCUAAAAACUUUGGAUACCCUUUUUACCAAGAGUUCCCAGAAAACGCAACCCAAAUUGCUGCGAUCUUUGAGCGCAUCCUUACUUCUGCACACCGUGCGUGCCUAUUGUAAAUUUCUGGAUAACUGGUGGUCUACAGGAGACUUUGCAGACUAUCACGAAGAGUUUCCUUUUGAAAAGAUUGUGACCGAUGAACGAACAGAGUACGUCUUAAGAAAAUCAUUGAUGCAAACGGAACUUCAAAAUUCUGAAUUGUUUCGUAUUAUUCAGCGGCAUCUCCUUGAAUCCAGUGAUGGAGUUGCCAUUCUCUACGAUUCCCGAACAAUAAGUGAAUUCCACACUCUGCAUGGCAUAGAGCCAGAGAUACGUCUACACAAUUCAUUAAUAGACGCGGUCAUAGGGGAAAUAGCGCCUUAUCAGAUUAAAGCAAUUGAGGCCAGUCACUAUGUUCCAGACAUCCUGCAGCAGCUGCAGUCUACUGAUCACGAUGGAAUACGUCGAUUGUUUUACUCCUUUCACAUGGAAACUCGGCCAGAUCCGCGAAAGCCAGCGGGUCAUUCGAUCAACGAGUUGCUGAGGAACUUUCUCACUUGUGCUGACUACACUCCCAUUACAGAAAUCAUUAGUCAGGAGUUUCAAAGGUUACUAAAUCGAAGGACAAGAUUGGUUAACUCCUAUAUCUCUGGUCUGUUGCAGGAGUUUCAAGGGUACAAGGUAGUAAGGCACCUACGAUCAGUGUUUCUACUCUGGAACUAUGACCAUUUUCGAAGUGAGUUUGAGUUUUUCUUUGAGUUUCUCAGAAGGAAACACCUCGUGGAGGCCACUAACAAAUUGAAGCACAUCGUGCUAUGCCAAGAUUUCACUCUGGGUCAUAUGUUUAAGGUUUGCGUGACCGAAGCUCAUCCUGAAUUUAUCUGCCUUAGGGUCAGGAAUGAUACCCUAUUGAACCGUAUUAUAAGCCAGCAGCAAAUGGAUAUGAUGAAUUCCUGCUUCCGUCUUCUUUUAAAUCUAAACUUCUCGCACUAUCGGCUAAAUCAUUUGCCUCCCUUUCAUUACUGCAAGUAUGAGCGAUUGUUCAAAGCCCUGAGAUCCAUACAGAUUUCCCUUAUCUCCGUCUUCGAGGAGCACCUAUCGCAUCCGUGUAAACUCUUUCGGAAAAUGCAGAACCUUGAUUCGUAUAACUCUGAAUUGAAUGAAUUCACUUCGUUGACUCAACUUAGACGGAAUCAGGAAAUAUUUGGGUUGCACAUUCGAAAGUAUUUGCUGGAGGAGCAAUUCGCUUGCAGCCUGCCCGAGAUCCUUACACUGAGCAAAGUGUUUUGCCUUCGAUGGGAAACAACCAGAGCUCUUGUAGACGAAUAUCGCAGCCAGAAGGCCACUAGCACAUUUGAGCGAAGGUACAAAUUGUUGCGUUUGAACUACCUGCUGGAAACAGUGAAGAAAUGCAAGGCGAUUGGCUGUUUGCUCGGCCAUAUUUAA